AUGGAAACCUCCAUGAAUCCAUUGGGCAUGAGAAAACAUGGAAGGAGAAGUUCAAGACACUCUACUAAGUAUCUAGGAGUUAGAAGAAGGCCAUGGGGAAGAUAUGCGGCUGAGAUCAGAAAUCCAUACACUAAAGAAAGGCAUUGGCUAGGCACAUUUGACACUGCCGAGGAAGCUGCAUUGGCUUAUGAUCUCUCUUCUAUUGCGUUUUCUGGGAUCCAAAACGCUCCCACUAAUUUUGUGUACACGGUAGAUCAUUCCAGUUGUUUUCCUUCGCCUUCGCCGCCGCCGCCUCCGCCACCGCAGCCAUCCACCGCGGAGUUGGACGAGAUUGUAGAUGACGAGUCUCUUGUCAUAGCGUCUAUUCUACAAAGCUUCCGCCAAUCCAAUGGCACGGAUAAUAAGCUUCUUGUUUGA
Ipomoea nil (Japanese morning glory) is the source of this 417-nucleotide messenger RNA. Its product is annotated as ethylene-responsive transcription factor LEP-like. The transcript has a single exon. Gene Ontology annotation, molecular function: DNA-binding transcription factor activity; DNA binding. NCBI's taxonomy places the organism in Eukaryota, Viridiplantae, Streptophyta, Magnoliopsida, Solanales, Convolvulaceae. Gene Ontology annotation, biological process: regulation of DNA-templated transcription. The coding region runs from base 1 to 417 and encodes 138 amino acids. The record is from RefSeq and is a predicted model, not a curated record.